GGACUUUUACUUUGAUGAAAAAAAUCCACAACUGCGCAUAUUAGGAUUUAGUUAGGAACAUAUAUACAUACUCGUGCAAUUUCAACCCUGUUCGCCGUCUCCAUCCACCAUUUCUUGUCGCCGUCACCACCACACUGUCUCACAUCGCCAAUACUUCACCCCAUCUGUCCCGUUCCAUCUCCGCCAUCUGCCGCCCGCUUCUCGUCCUACGUUCAAGGUUAUGCUAACCGGUGCCAGGAAUCUAGCAUAAGUAGUUUGUUCUUUCAUUAGUCUCCUCGCGCAAAAGGCUUCCCUCCUUCAAAUAACCUUGAGGACGUAAAGCAAAGAAUUAAGAACAAUGUCGUUUAUGAAAGGAGAUUUUCUUUCUCGAACCAGAAAGCUUGUGAAGGGUUUCGCCAAGGCCGAACCUGUGUGGCUCAAAGCCAUGGAACAGUUAAUCUCUUGAUUUUCAUGGCACCACCAGCAACAUUUCCUCAACCUCAGGGUAAAAUUCAGACCAUUACUCUUCCUGAGGAUGUUUAUGUUAAUAGGUUUUAUAAAAAAUACCCAGAAUCAAAAUACAACGAUCCCAUCAAGUUUUCUGCUAUCGAUCCCCCUCCAUCUCGUAUAUUCGGAUUAAGGGUUCUCGAUUUGAAAGAGCAGGGCAUUGGUGAGGAAGAAGCAAUGGAUGUAGCUGAAAUGGAAUAUCUAGCAGAUAAGAAGGCAAAGAAGAAAGCAUAUGCUCGUUUGAAGCAAAUUGCACGCCUUCAAGGAAAGAGACUUCCUCCAAAUCCAUAUCCUUGUCCUAUCAAGGAGAUUCAAGCUGAGGAGAAGAAAUAUGUUCGUGAACGUUUCUUCGAUCCCGAGAUACUUGAAAUUGUGAAGCAAAAGAAAGAAGAAAAGCAGCAGAGAUUUGGAGGAGGUAAUUGGUGAUUUUCAGGGUAAAGCUGGGUGAUUGGCGCGCGCACAUGCCAGCCCGUCAGUCACUAUAAAGUACCUACUUAUGUCCUGAUAUUAAGUACUUUUUUGUUAUUUUAAAUCAACUCUGGUAGAAUGUUUUGCCAAUAUUUCAUGGCACUCCAUUAUGAAAUCUUUGUCAGUAGACAUACAUACAUACAUCUACGUAUUACUUGCUAGUUGCUACUAAGGGUUUGGAAUCAAUUGUGGUGCCUAAAUAAAUUUUGCUACCAUUUUUCGGAGUCAACAGUUAAUUGUGAAUUUCUCAUUGUAAACUGGUGGAAUUUGUUGUCGAUGCA
Messenger RNA from Trifolium pratense (red clover), 1235 nucleotides. RefSeq lists its product as uncharacterized. Bases 451 to 912 code for a protein of 153 amino acids. NCBI's taxonomy places the organism in Eukaryota, Viridiplantae, Streptophyta, Magnoliopsida, Fabales, Fabaceae. The transcript has 6 exons. The record is from RefSeq and is a predicted model, not a curated record.